AUGGCUGGCGGCGACCAUGUGGCCCUCCACAACAGUCUUCGCGAUCUGGUGUUUGACUAUUGCCAACGGGCUCAGGUCCGCCCAGUGCUUGAAGCCCCUGGGCUCCUGAAUGGCCAGCGACGCCCUGCAGACGUCUUGGUGCGGUCCGCCACUGGUCUGGUGCCUCGCUUGCCUGACGGCGCGCAGCCCCACAACCCACCUCCAUUGGCAUUAGACAUCGCUGUCGUGAAUGCUUUGGGGGAUACCCAUUGGGACGCCACACGACAGGCGGCUGGAGCUGCCUGCUUGGCCUAUGCUCAGCGCAAGCGGGCUCACAACAGGACUGCGGGCCUGUGUGAAGCUGCUGGGGUUCGCUAUCUCCCCUUGGUCUGGGAGGCCCAAGGUGGGAGCACGCCUGAGACUCGGGCCUUUGUCCACCGCCUGUGCGGGGCAGUUGCUGUGGUCGAAGGGCUGGAUCCCGGAGUGGUGAAGAGCCGGUUCAGUGACCAAGUUGCUGUCUUGCUGGCUCGCGCCAGCGGGCGGGCCAUUCGUCGCCGGCAAGCUGUUGUGGGAGACAGAGCCGGCCUUCCCCUGGACCUUGGUGCAGCAUUGGCGCUGCCAGUGGCCAUUCAGCCUGGCUCAAUCAGGGCUUGGUUCCCCGCCACCGGCAUUCGGGUCCUAGACCGAACGCUGAUCCGCGAGGACCGGCGCCGAUAUCUGGAGCUCCAGCGGCGGAAGCUGAAGGACGAGCUGCAGGGCUUGGCCAAGGCAGAGCUGGUGGAGAAAAUUCAGCACUGGUGUUCCACCCUGGGAAUUUGGAACCUCAACGACCUGGAACAUGCGAUGCAGCGCCGCGUGGAUGCGACGCUGCGGCCGAGGCCGCGGGACGAAUGUGCGCGCUGCGGCACCAAACAUCUCAAGGAUGGGAACUUCUGCCGCCGCUGCGGACAACGCAGACAGACCACGUUGAGCUGCGUGAAGUGUGCAGCGGCGAAGGCGAAGGAACAACGAGAGGUCGCCGAAGUCGCCCUGAGCAGAGUGAGACUGGAGGAAUUCGAGGCAUUGUAA
This is a messenger RNA of Cladocopium goreaui, 1047 nucleotides long. Lineage: Eukaryota; Dinophyceae; Suessiales; Symbiodiniaceae. The record is from the annotation of a GenBank genome assembly.